Messenger RNA from Capsella rubella, 1925 nucleotides. Its product is annotated as small RNA degrading nuclease 5. Gene Ontology annotation, molecular function: nucleic acid binding; exonuclease activity. Bases 115 to 1830 code for a protein of 571 amino acids. NCBI's taxonomy places the organism in Eukaryota, Viridiplantae, Streptophyta, Magnoliopsida, Brassicales, Brassicaceae. The record is from RefSeq and is a predicted model, not a curated record. Gene Ontology annotation, cellular component: nucleus. The transcript is spliced from 14 exons.
GUUAAAAACUUAAAACCCUUAAAUUUGUCCGACGGCGGUGUUAGACGACGGCUAUACUCGGCGGCGUAAUCGUCUCUCUGUAAAUUUCUCGAAUAGUUCCACGCCGUCUCAAGAAUGUCGUCUUCAAAGCGGAAGCGCGAUUCCGGAACCGCCGCGGAAGAUGGUGGAGAAAGUGGCGACGGUAGUGAUAAGAGCAAUACCGAAAAAAGCUUCUUCGAUAUAUAUGGACCUCAAGCGAAAGCAGAACUCGAUUUCAAGUGCCCUGAUACAACACUGAACUUACAAGAUGUUCAGGGACUUGUGACAUGGGUUCUUGCAGAAGGUUUUAUGCCCUCGUGGGUGUUUAUUAAGAACAAGCCUCUCAUUCCAAAGGUUGUAAUGCUCUACCUUCCUGGAUUGGAUGCAGCUUUAUACUUAUCGCAGUCUAAAGCACUUGCUAGUUUGAAAUCAUGUUGUGGCAAUCCUAUAGCACUUUUAGCUUUGAGCUGUGUAGUUGAUGACAUAAGGACAAUUGAUACAAUCCUUACUUGCAAGGGUAAAAAAAAGAAAACUGUUACGAGUUCAGUGGAACCACCUCCCCUAGUAUCUAACCCAGAAGCAUGCGAUCUGAUGGGGAAGUCGUUCAUUGAGCUCGUAAAAGACAUACCGUUCCCUGUUACAUACUAUACUUUAAGUAGAAAGGAAAUGGAACUAAAUGGAUACACUUUUGAGAAAUUUGAGUUUACCCCUACGCUUCCUGCACCAUCAGGAUCAUCUCCCCAUGAAAUUGUUGCUCUUGAUUGCGAGAUGUGUUUUACAAAGGAGGGUUUGGAGUUGACGAGAGUGACACUGGUCGAUGUCCAAGGACAGGUUCUAUUAGAUAAAUUAGUCAAGCCAACAAAUCCUAUUACUGAUUACAACACAAGGUAUAGUGGAAUAACAGCUGUGAUGAUGGAAGGAGUUACAACAACUCUUAAAGAUAUUCAGGAAGAGUUCUUAAAGCUGGUUUUCAAGGAGACCAUAUUAGUCGGACAUUCCUUGGAAAAUGACUUGUUUUCUUUGAAGAUCUCUCAUAAUCUGGUGAUCGACACUGCAGUACUGUACAAGCAUCCACGCGGUCGAUCUUAUAAAACCAAACUUCGAAUUCUAGCAAAAAAGUUUCUUGCUAGAGAGAUACAACUAUCUGAAUCUGGACAUGACAGCGCCGAGGAUGCAAAAGCAGCCAUGGAUUUGGCACUAUUGAAGAUAAAACAUGGACCUGAUUUUGGUUUACCACCGGAAGUGAUAAGAAAAAAUCUCUUCACCAUUUUGAAUGAGAGCGGGAAAUCCACUUCUAUCAUCGACAAGAUAAAUAUUGUGAAACGAUAUGCUUCCGAGUCAUCCAAUUCAAUUCCAGUUUCUUCUGACGACGAAGCACUUUCAAAGGCCAUGAAGGAGGUAAAGAACAAUCGGUCACAGUUCGUUUGGACACGGUUCUCAGAAUUGAAUACACAUUUCCAGAGCAGCGCGGAUAGUCCACAGAAACUAAAUUCCAGAAUGGCCGAGAUGAUCUCAUUGCUUACAUGUAACAACAACUCCAGCGUCAAGAAAAAAAACAAUGUUUCACUUGAAACAAAGGAAAUCUUAAAGAAAAUGAACGAUAGAGUCCAAUCCCUUUACGCUGCAUUACCCACCAACGCGAUGUUCAUAGUUUGCACCGGACACGGAGACACAUCCAUUGUACAAAGAGUGCGGAAAAUACUUAACGAUGAGAAUGAAAUCGCGUUUGACCGUGAGAAAGUUGUCAAGGUUCUUGAAGAGCUUCAAGCACAAGCCGAAGUAGCUCUCUGUUUUGUUGGUAUCAAACAGUAAACUGACAUAGACGCCAGAUUUUUCCCUUGUAGUUGAAUACCUUAUAAGCACGCAACAUGACGUUCUUUAGCACUAACAAUUCAAGUCUUUUUUUA